AUGGACAAACAGCGAACUUAUGUCGCAGGCCAACCAUUUGACUUACACUUCUACGAUUCUGACGUCCGAUUGCUCCAGACAUCUACGUCAAAUGAUUCACUCCAGCAAGGUCGAAAGGCACAUAUCCACAUGAUGGCCAUUUGGGAGGACAUCUAUAUCCACCUUUACUCUCUUAGGGCUCUUCGCAGUAGCUCCACUCAUAGACAGCAUCACAUCGCCAAUCUGGAUCGCCUCUGCCGCAAUUGGUAUUCCCGCCACUCAGCUCUCCUGACAACCCGCUGCAAUACCGAAAAGUCUGCCCUUGAGUGCUGGCAUAUCGAACUGAAAUAUGCUUUCCACAUCGGCCAAAUCCUGGUGCAUCGCUGCUCCAAUGAGGAAGGUAGUCAGCAGGUUGCACUGGUCAAUUCACGUGCUGCAUUGCAAAUUAUUCGCGAUGUAUUUCAGUCCAAGCAUUCCCAAGGAUCGAUCUGGUUGUUGUCCAAGUAA
Molecule: messenger RNA, 486 nt
Organism: Penicillium lagena
Lineage: Eukaryota; Fungi; Ascomycota; Eurotiomycetes; Eurotiales; Aspergillaceae
Exons: 1
Coding region: 1-486 (161 amino acids)
Source: RefSeq, a predicted model, not a curated record